AUGCCUUCAACUAAUAAUUUGGCUCAAUAUUUUGCCCAAAGUCAACAACAAGGUCAACAAGGUUCAAGUUCCAAUAAACCAACUUCAAUUCCAAGAAGUUCUAAAUCCCAUUCUUCUUCAAGUUAUAAUAUUCAUUCAAAAGCGGUUGAUGCAGAAGAUGAUGAUCAUUUUGAAAGUUCAACUUUUGCAUUGAAAAGAACGAGGUCAGUUGGUUUAUUAGAUGAAUUUAUAGCCCCAACAAGAAAAUUGAUUGAAGAAGGUGAAGGAAAUCAAUCAGAAAGUGAUAAUGAAGAUGAUGAUUAUGAUCAAAAAUAUGAUAUUGAUUACGAUGAAAAUAAUUUAUCUAAAAAUACUAAAAUUAAUACUAAUACAACAACAACAAAUAAUAAUAAUGAUGAUGAUGAUGACGAAAAUCAAUUUAUUGAAGAUAUUGAUGAUGAAACAUAUAAAUCCAAACAAAAUCAAUCAAAUAAAAAGAAUUCAAAUGUAUAUUCUUAUGAUGAUGAUUAUAAUACUUAUUCAAGUUAUGAAAAUGAUGAAAAUGCAUCAAUAUCACCAUCUCCACCAGAUACUCCAGAUUUAUAUCAACCUCAUGAUGAUAAUGAUAUAGUUUAUGAACCUCAAAGACAUGUUGAUUAUUUAUCUCAUAAUUGGAAAGAAGGUGAUAUUUCAAAAUCUUGGAGAUAUAUUGUUUUGAAAAGGAAAGAUGUGGCAAAUUCUGCAAGAUUAGAAAAUGCAUCAUGGAGAACUUGGGCUCAAGCAAAAUAUCAUUUGAAAACAAUUAGUCCAGAAGCUGUUAAUUGGUUAAAAGAUUCAGAUGUUACUUGGUUAUAUGGUCCUUUAUAUAAAGAUCCACCAAAAACUCAAACUUUAGGUUCAACUACAUCAACUACUUCAUCAUCAUCAAAUUUAGGAAAUGAUGGUGAUAAAAAAUAUGGUUCAGAUUCAGAAUCAACUUCUAAAAAUAAAACACCAUUAAAACCAAAAAAAAUUAAAGGACCAAAACCAAUUUUAAAGAAAAGAACAGUCAGUGAAAUGUUAUCACAACCUUCAAUGAUUAAAUUACCUCCAAGACAUCAUUCACCUUUAGUUGAUUUUUCACAUCCAAAUUUACCUUCACCACCUCAUAUUGAUGAUGAUUUUGAUUUAAUUUCAAGUAGAGUUAAUGCUCAAUAUAAAUCUAAUCAAUCAUCAAAUGAUCAAAUUCAAAAUCAAAAUAUACCGACAAAUCAAAAUUCAAUAAAUAUGUCUAAACAAGGAUCUCAACAAAGUGGAUUUAAUGAUAAUUCAAGUAUACAAUCUAAAUCACAACAACAACAACAACAACCACAAAAACGUCAUAUUCAUUUCAAUGAUAGAGUGGAUCAAUGUAUAGCUGUUAAUAUUCCAGAUUCUGAAGAUGAAGAUUAUGAAGGUGAUGAAGAAGAAUUUAUGGAUAAUGAAGAUAGUGAUUCAGAUGAAGAAGGUGGAUUUUUCUUACAAGUUAGAGCACCUUCAACACCACAAGUUCAUAAUAAGGAUUUUCAAUUACCAUUAUCAUCAAAUGAAGCUAAAAAUUUAACACAUGGUGAACAACCUUCAGAAUAUCAAACAAUUAAAUUAUUACCAUGUACAACAUUAAAUUAUGGAUCAGAUGAAGAAGAUGAAAGUGAAGAUGUAAAUAAAUUUGCAGUAUCUCAUAAUACAAAUACAAGCCGAGGAUUCAAUUAUUAUUAUGAUUAUAAUUCAGUUUAUUCAAAUGAUGUUUCUCAUGUUUCACUUGGUCAUAAUGAUUAUGCAAUUGAUGAUGAUGAUGUUCAUCAUUUAGAAGGGGUUAAAAUGGUUGAUGUACCAGAAAAUAUUGUAUUAGGUUCAAAUGUUGAAAUUGAAGAUACACCACAUUUUGCAGAACCUCAACAUAUUAAAGAUCAUGAUUCAACAAAAAUUGAAAAUAAUGAUCAAAUAAAACAACCACAACCUACAAGAGUAACAAAUGCUAAUGGUGAAGUGAAUAAUAGUGAUAGUUAUAAUAGUAAAAAUGAUCAAAAAAUUGGAGGAAGUGCAUUUGAUUUACAUUCAGAUGAUGAAUCAAGUGAAGAUGUUGAUAUUGAAGAAGAAGAAGAUCAACCAAUAAAUACAUCAAUAUCAUCAAGUGGUAAAAAUUUUGGAGAAAAUUUAACAAAAGUUAGUUCAUCACCAAGUUAUGCAUCAUUAAGUGAUGUUGCAGCUCAAGGUUAUAUUUCACAAAGUGCAAAUACAAAUUCAAAUUUAUCAAAUAUUGUUUCUAAGAAUUAUAGUCCAAAUUCUUCAAAUUCAUCACCUGUUAGUAGUAAUAAUUCUGAUCAAAGAGAUGUUAAUGAAUUACAAAAAGAUUUUGGAAAUUUAAGUCCAAGUGAAGAAAGAAGUGGAUUUAAUUAUAGGUUUUUGAAAAACUGGAAGAAAGGUUGA
Molecule: messenger RNA, 2427 nt
Organism: Hansenula ciferrii
Lineage: Eukaryota; Fungi; Ascomycota; Saccharomycetes; Phaffomycetales; Wickerhamomycetaceae
Gene: REG1
Product: protein phosphatase regulator REG1
Exons: 1
Coding region: 1-2427 (808 amino acids)
Biological process (GO): cellular response to glucose starvation; protein catabolic process in the vacuole
Source: RefSeq, a predicted model, not a curated record